AUGUUGUCUCAUAUUCAAAACGAAGUGACAUUCACGACAUUUGCGCAAUUUGAAGAGGAAUAUAGAUCAUAUAAGAAAGUCGUAAAAAUACCGCUGUUUAAAAACUAUUUACAAUGGAAGUGUCUGCACUUCUGGUACAAGUACAUUUCGCAGAACAAGUACAGUUGGGCGCGGGAAGAGCUACAAGCCCCGCUAUCGUUAUUCAUGUUGUCCGCUCCACUACGGGACGCGUCGUUAAAGGUAUCUGCCCUGAUUUACCAGACGGCGACAAUAAGCUUGUACAACGGUUCGGUUACCGAAGAAAACACACUUCAAGGAUUUAAAGAACAACAGGAGAGUAGCACCGAGGCGGCCGUCGGACAAUUGCAGAACCUACGUUUGACGGUCAAAGACUUAGUGCUGGGCGCGUGUUCCAGUGCCCUGGCCGAGUGCGGGUUCACUACGGACGACUCGGAAUUUCGAGUCACAAAGGUCUCGCGUAUAGCAAAGUCCCACGGUGCAGAUGGCGAUAGUAGAGGGACCACCGGCUACACGAUGCCGUUCGUAAAACAAAGGUCCAAACUUAAAUGUUGCCAGAGGAUUUGCCGGUUCAUCGCGUUCGUCGAUUUCCAGUUGCAGUCGCAUCUGCACAAGAUUGCCAGGAAUCAGAUCGUUCGAUUUGAGGCGGACGUGCGCAGGCACUACAAGUACGUUCCCGUCGAGCUACGUCAAAUGAACGGGCACGCCGACGACGUCGAUACCAUGCUGGAAAGUGACAAGUCUUCAGAUGAACCAAAGUCACCGUUGUUCGUAUUGGAAGCGUUUUUAACGAAAAACGGUAUCGAGUUCGAUAACGCGCAAAGCGAUUUCAUCAAUUACGUAUCGUUAUUAAUAGAAAACUGGAAAUGGAUCAUUAUCACACACUUUCCUCCGCUUCUGGACGACAUCGAAUUCAACGAUUUCGUAAUCCCGUCAAUUUGCGGUAAUCAGAAUGAUCGUGUCUGCGGCAACGGACCAUCAUUGCAGUUUGUGUUCGAAAUUGACGGUGCGUAUCAGAACACCACAGAAAAAAUAUUCAAUUAUUUCACUACGAAUUUUAAAGCGGUACACAAGUACUUAAAACGUCUGGAAUAUGUACACAUUAUUUACAGAGACAACGAAGAUAUCGAUCGAGGAAGUAUCGAAAAUGAAACCAGCAAGUAUUUAGUCACUUAUUGAUGUAGCUACACGAAAUCUACCAUUUGGCUAACGUCAAAAUGUAAAUAGAUACAUAAUAUCCUUUUAUUUUCUUAGGCAUAUUUAAUUUUCGAAUAAUGUUAGAGAAAUACAGACGACAAAUAACCGACGUAGACAAAAUAAAGACCGUAAAAAUGUUGGGAAUGUUUCAUUUAAAAUUACAUAUUUUAAAAAAUGUUGCUAAACCGACCUGCGAAUAUUUAUUAGAGCUAGUGGAAAAAACGCUUGUAAAAGCGGGAAAACGGUUGGUGAAUGAACUGUCAAACGAGAUAAAUGAUUCGCUCAAGUACCUCCACACUUCACCAUCUACUGCUGCACAAUACGUAGAUUAUAAAAAGUUCCUGGAACAUUUUUCCAUGAGG
Messenger RNA from Acyrthosiphon pisum (pea aphid), 1577 nucleotides. Its product is annotated as dynein heavy chain 6, axonemal-like. The transcript has 6 exons. Bases 1 to 1197 code for a protein of 398 amino acids. The record is from RefSeq and is a predicted model, not a curated record. Lineage: Eukaryota; Metazoa; Arthropoda; Insecta; Hemiptera; Aphididae.